ACCUUCCUAUGCCUUCUUUUCCCCGAGAUCGGAUCAAGCGCACGGAGCAGCGGCAGCAGAAAUGCAAGCGUUGCUGUGCCAAAUUCCCUCCCGCUGCAAUGCGGGCCAGCUACGGCCGCUGGUUGCCGCCGCCUCCUUGCCGCCUCCGCCGAUUCCCGGAGCCCUAAGCCCUACCUCGUGCCGCUCUUAUCACCGCCUGAAUCUCCCAACUCCUCCCCUUCUCCAAGGCCUCCUUUCUCCCGCUACCCCCGCGUUUCGAAGCUCCGCAUCUCCGCUCCUCGAGCCCAACCGCGGGAUUUUGGUGCGAGCCUCCGCGGGGCUACCUUCGUCCGAUGCUGAAUCCGAGAAGGCAAAGCUCGCGCAGGUCUCCAAGAGAUUAGAGAACACAUCUAGAUAUUUUAAGCGUUUGGGGAGUCUAGGAUUCUGGGGGCAGCUAGUAUGCACUGUUGUAUCUGCUGUUAUUUUGUCAUUCUCCUUAGUUAUCACUGGGAAGGUUACUUCACCUGUCACAUUUUACACCACUGCUGGUGGUAUUGUAGCUGCAUUUAUUUCAGUCUUUUGGUCAUUUGGUUACAUAAGACUUUCAGAAAGACUGCGAAGAACUGCAAAUGAUCCUGCAAAGGCUCCUCCAAGAGCUGAUGUAGUGAAAAGUUUGAAAAAUGGCAUUGUGUUAAACCUUCUGGGAAUGGGUUCUGCAAUUCUUGGCAUGCAAGCAACUGUUGGGUUAUUGGUUGCAAAAGCACUUACUACUUCAGCAGUUCCUUACAACCAGAUGUCUCCUGGUCAGAGUCCUGUGUUGGCCUUGGAUGUCUUCUUAGUUCAGGCUUCUGCCAACACGAUCCUCUCUCAUUUCUUGGGGCUUGUGUUCUCGCUGGAACUACUGCGAUCAGUCACGUUGCCGCAUCUGGAGGCUGUUCCCAUUCCAAAAGCUGCUUAGCUAAGCCAUUUUCUGGUCCUGAACGAUGUGCUUCCUUGCAGUAGGAACGGAUUGAUGGACCUUAGGGACGGAUUGAUGGGAUUGCCUUUUGCCACGUGAUAAUAGAAGAUGAGAUGGAAUUUAAUGCAAAUAAAAUCCAAGUCAUGAUGGUUGACCGAACCACAAAGAAUUUUGUUGGAGUGGUUGUUGAUGGUAAACGGGAGUUUUGUAUGACCAACUUUGUGAUCAAUUUGGCUUGUGAAGUUCCAAUUGACAAUGCCCAUAAUUUAUAGUUAAUUGUAAUUGUAUAUGAGUCAAGAAAUACAAUUAAAUAUAACUUAAAUCAUUACUUUGUUU
This is a messenger RNA of Zingiber officinale, 1273 nucleotides long. RefSeq names its product protein TIC 21, chloroplastic-like. The coding region runs from base 62 to 937 and encodes 291 amino acids. The transcript is spliced from 5 exons. Lineage: Eukaryota; Viridiplantae; Streptophyta; Magnoliopsida; Zingiberales; Zingiberaceae. The record is from RefSeq and is a predicted model, not a curated record.